UUGCUUGAGUAAGAACCAGGCGCUUCCCGUUUUUACUUCGGUUCCAAUCAACUCCCUCUUUAAUUCGUCUUCUCUCUGCACAUCCUCUAGGUCAGACCUCUAAGACGAGCAGGCUUCCAUCUUCAGUCGUAACCUUGCCUUCUCCCACUGUCAGCCAGUCUACCCAGGUCGGCACCUCAACGCUCGCUCAGUCUUUCUCCAAGAAAACUGUCUCAGUUAUGACAUAUCUUGUAGGGUCCCUGACAGUAUCCACAAGUAAUUCCAGCUCGACGUCGUCUCCUCCAGUAAACACUACAUCUGCCGUUUCACCUGCCACGCCCACGACUGCUCAGCCUACUGCUCCAACUUUGCCACCAGGAGGAACCAAAGUUGUCAACAUGGAGGUCUCCUUCGACAUUGUAUUUAAAGAGGAAUACAGAGAUACAGGCAGUCCAGAGUACGAGGAACUGAAAAAUAAUCUGACAACGAGCUUGGUAAAAGUUUACAAAAACGUCGACGGUUUUGUUGGCGUGCGCAUCCUGUUUAUAACAGAAGGAAGUGUAGUAUGCAAUUACAUCGUCAUCUUGGCAAAGGACUCAAAAGUAAAGGAGAGCGAGUUGAAGGAAAAGCUACAGCAGGCAAGCAACGCAGGAGAAGUAGUCAAGGUGAAGAGUAUAAAGGUUAAAGAGGAUGACUCGGAGGAAACUGAAGAGAAGCUGCCAAAAUGGGCAUUGGUGGUCAUGAUUGUCCUGGGAUGUCUGUCAGCAGUUUUCCUUGUCACUGUGAUAUACGUCUGUGUUAAAUACAGGAGGUCUAUCUAUGGAAACAGUGAGGCGUACCUGGUGUCAACCGGAGAAAUUGGAUUGGUACACACGUACGAUACAGUGUCGAUAGGUGACAAUAAAACAGGAGCCAAUCAGAGAACUGCUCAGAAACCAGCUGCUGAGAGACGAGUUAUUGGAUCACACACCAAUCCUGCCUAUGGCUCGAACGUUGCUCUUGCUGACUAAGAAAACCCGUCAAGUCCGCGUCAGGCACAGGAAGUCUGCAUGGAAUACAGUUUGCUUCAACGUGGUUCAUGCAGUAGAUAAUAGACUGAUAGAUUUCAUAUCUAGUAUAUGCCCUAUAUCUAUUGCCUGACAGUUAUAUAUAGCAAUAAUUUGGUCGCCUAUACUAAACUGAAUUUGUAUGGUAGGGAUAUAUUACUAAACGGCAUCAACCUGACGGCGGAUAGAAAUUACACUUAUGUAGGAGAAUUCAGUGUAUAGAUGUCACACAUUGAACAUUAUCAGAGUAUUGGAAUAAAUUACCAUCCUAUCUCAAGAGUCAGGAAGGGGAGUAAAGGGACUCUAGAAUUUACACCAACGGGGAAGCUCGUCAUACAUUGUCGUGUCUGUUACAGCUCCGUUCAUCGCUACUCGACCCUGUUCGAUUCAAAGUUUUCCACAGCAGAUACCCAUUAUGAUAUGUAUGUAUACUAAGCCCAGCAGGGAAACAAAGCUGACUAGGUAUCCACAAAUGAUCUUUAAAAAUCUUAAACGCCCUAAUGUCGCUGCUGUACGAUUACUACCUCUUGUGCAGUUGGUAGUUGAGCUUCAGUGUACAUCCAUAGGUGGUUUUAAGUGCCCGCCCUUUUCAAAACUUCUGAUGAGCAUCUGAGCCGCCAUUUAUCUAUGGAUUCCCCGCCGGACUCUCCGCGCUCUCUCUCUGUAUAAUGUGUUGUUCGGUAUUCUCCUUGGUCAACCAUUAGAAUAUCAUAUAUAUAUGAUUUAUAAAUUAAGUCUAAAAAUUAGAAUUGACUUAUUUGAAAAAAUAGGACCCUUUAACAAGUGUUGUUAUGCCUGUAAUAUGUAUAUUAAUAUAUCGAUGUACAAUCAAUUACCUAUAUUUCUAGAACUAUUUGUUAAUUACAUAUUUCUUUAAGGCACAGAAACUGGCAGAGCCGAGUUCCUUGACAUGUGCAUUUAGUUAAAAAAAAAAA
Messenger RNA from Orbicella faveolata, 1960 nucleotides. RefSeq lists its product as uncharacterized. NCBI's taxonomy places the organism in Eukaryota, Metazoa, Cnidaria, Anthozoa, Scleractinia, Merulinidae. The record is from RefSeq and is a predicted model, not a curated record.